GCACAGCUGACAGCUGCGGUACUGCAGCUCGAUCAUAUAUUCCAUUUCAGCUUGAGCCACAAAGCUCUCGCUCAGCACAAUUCGGUUGGUUCGUCGGUCCCCGCUGCUUAUAUACCACCUCCACACAAGUGCUGCAGGAAUAUAAUCGAUCAAUCUCUCACAGGAGAAUUAACGCACUGGAAGUCUAGGAAGAACGUCUCCUUGGGCGAGAGAUGGGAAGGCCAUCGUCGCUGUGGCUUGCGCUGCUGAUCGUCUCUGCAAUGUGCGUGCAGUUUGGCUUGUGCGGCACGGCCGUGAGCCAGAAGGCGGCGGCGGCGGCGGGAGGGUCGCCGGCGCCGGAGACGAACGAGCUGUGCGUCAGCAAGUGCGGCACGUGCCCGACGGUGUGCUCCUCCUCGGCGCCGCCGCCCCCGACGAGCAGCGGCGGAGGCGGAAGCGGAUACUCGUCACCGCCGUCGACGCCGCUGUCUCCGCCGGCGGGGCAGAAGCAGCCGCAGCCGCAGGCGACGGGGGGGCAUCCCAACAGCUACUACUACUUCUUCACCGCCGGGAGCGGCCGGAGCUGCUGCGGCGGCGCCGCGUCCGCCGCUCGCUACGCGCUGCUCCUCCUCCUCCUCGUCGCCGCCGUUUAGUCUAGUGUGGCGCUCAGCUCCGACGUGGUGUCGUGGUGUCCGUUAGCUACCACUACUGAUUAGUGAUUACUCACUUCUCCUUUACCUGGUGGUGUUGUUUCCAUGAUCUUUGCAUAUGGGGUUCCCUUGAUCAGUCGAUCUGAUGCUCUUACGCUUUCGAUCGGAUACUCUUGAUUUGUUGUUUUUCAGGUGUUAACCGGAGAUUGGUCAGAAACCAUAUGUUAUUGUUUUUGUUUCGCUUAGAAAAUUAAGGCAUCCACAGUUAACCA
Brachypodium distachyon (stiff brome) is the source of this 901-nucleotide messenger RNA. RefSeq lists its product as uncharacterized. The transcript has a single exon. Lineage: Eukaryota; Viridiplantae; Streptophyta; Magnoliopsida; Poales; Poaceae. Bases 213 to 632 code for a protein of 139 amino acids. The record is from RefSeq and is a predicted model, not a curated record.